Molecule: messenger RNA, 276 nt
Organism: Yamadazyma tenuis ATCC 10573
Lineage: Eukaryota; Fungi; Ascomycota; Pichiomycetes; Serinales; Debaryomycetaceae
Source: RefSeq, a predicted model, not a curated record
AAAUAGCAAUAAUAACUUUAAUAUAAAAGCCGUAAAAUCCCCUAUCAUUUGGGGAUAUUUAAUAACUACAUUCAACAAUGCCAGACGAUAAAGCUAAUUUCGCCAAAAACAUCGCUGUGAGCGUCGCUGGGUCCGUGGGGGCCAACAAGUUGGCAGAUAAGGCCGGCUUGGGCCAAGUGGGUCAUAUAGUGAGUGGAGUGGCCGGGGGAAUUGGUGCUAAUGAGGCGGAAAACAAGGCUGAACAGGAAGUCAAGAAGUAGAGAAUAAACGAUUGUU